This is a messenger RNA of Lasiosphaeria miniovina, 872 nucleotides long. RefSeq lists its product as uncharacterized. The transcript has a single exon. NCBI's taxonomy places the organism in Eukaryota, Fungi, Ascomycota, Sordariomycetes, Sordariales, Lasiosphaeriaceae. The record is from RefSeq and is a predicted model, not a curated record. The coding region runs from base 296 to 658 and encodes 120 amino acids.
CAUACACACCACGCAUUUUGUCACCGGGCAUGGUUCGUGCAACGCAGUUCUGAAGCCGGUAUAAUAUUCACAGAUUACAACAGAGAAAAGAGCAAAACAUGCACAGAGUAACGGUGGAGGCUCAGUAUCGAGUAAAUUACGGCCAUGACAAUUCACACAGUCAAGUCUGGGGCAUAGUAACCCCAUGGCAUCAUGAUAUUUGUCUUUGAUCCCCGUUAUAACUGACUGCAUACCUCGUUUACUAAAGCAUUAAUGGCUUACACUCCAUUUUGAGACGAAUCUGACAUUCUUUCGAAUGCCGCAUUGUCCUGAUAUUUUCACUGUGUUCUGCAGGUUUCACUCGCAACUCCCAAACAGGGAACAACAUCUCGACAAGUCUUCUACCCAUGCCGUUCAUAGCUGGAACCGCCACCACACAAUUCUCAGCCAUGAGCAUGGCGCAGAGCCCAAAUCCUUACGAUUUUCCGCAUGUUGCAAACCGGGAUCCUCAGUGGCCAUCCUUGGCCUGGGCCAAGACAACAAGUGCGAGAGCAACACCGGGCCAACAAGGCCGUGCAAAAAGAUCAAUUCCCUGACCAACAGACCUUUCGAGAUAAAAUGCAGACUAUUACAUCGAAAUCACAACGGCAAGAAACUCGGGGAGCAUAUUCCUCGCUGAGCCGUCUUCUAAACUACAAUGGAACCACUCCUCAGAUUGCAAACAAACGAGAAUCAGACUUUAGAGUUGCGUUUCCGGGGCCAGAAAAGGGAGCCGUACGAACUCCGCUCUACAUGUGAGAAUAUAUUGGAGUGGAGUCCCAGCCACGACGAGUCAAAGAGGCGGGGUAGGUACAAGAUAGCAGACGUUAGAUAUCUUCCCUACUUGUUCAAUU